AUGAGUUUCUCUCCUUACAAGCAGAAAAGGUUGCAGUGGAAAUUCUUGUUUACUGAUGAGUGCCAUGCAAACCUGGAUGGUCCAGAUGGAUGGAGUAGUGGACGGUUGGUGGAUGGCCACCAUGUCCCAAUAAGGCUGCGACGUCAGCAAGGAGGUGGAGGAGUCAUGUUUUGGUCUGGAAUCAUGGGGAGAGAGCUGGCACUUUGGAUUGGCAUUUGUCACCAUGUCUGCAACAUCCACACAUGGCAAAUUGGAAGCUGCCAACAUGGCGAUCUGGGAGAAGGGCUUGGGAAGCAGUGGAUCCAGAGAUAUUCCAAGUCUCACAAAGCAUUGGUGGACAUUGUUUUCAACAAGCGUUGGCUGAAGGAUGUCCACAAAUAUCUGCGUUUCAGAUCAACAGCAGACCUGGAGUCAUUCCAGAACCAUUUUCUGAUGUAUGCCAGCAAGCGCUAUGCUUUCACUCCCCCGGUUUAUGAGGCAAGAGUUUUGCUGGCAGCUCUUGACUACAAUUUCCACUGCAACAGACCAACAAGUACUACGUCCGAGGGCAAACAAAUAGUUUCAGAAGACUGUACAACAAACAUGCAAGACGAUACAGCUUGUACGCCCUGAAAUCUGAGAAAACCUACAAAUACAUCUUAGAACUGUAGGGGAAAAUUCUAA
Messenger RNA from Sander lucioperca (pikeperch), 663 nucleotides. RefSeq lists its product as uncharacterized. The transcript has 4 exons. The record is from RefSeq and is a predicted model, not a curated record. The coding region runs from base 1 to 612 and encodes 203 amino acids. Lineage: Eukaryota; Metazoa; Chordata; Actinopteri; Perciformes; Percidae.